This is a messenger RNA of Marasmius oreades (fairy-ring Marasmius), 441 nucleotides long. RefSeq lists its product as uncharacterized. The record is from RefSeq and is a predicted model, not a curated record. The annotation marks the transcript as partial. The transcript has 2 exons. Gene Ontology annotation, biological process: lactate metabolic process. Gene Ontology annotation, molecular function: L-lactate dehydrogenase (cytochrome) activity. NCBI's taxonomy places the organism in Eukaryota, Fungi, Basidiomycota, Agaricomycetes, Agaricales, Marasmiaceae.
GCUUUCAUUGACCCCAGCCUCUCAUGGAAAGAUAUCCCAUGGUUCAGGAGUAUCACCAACAUGGCGAUCAUCUUGAAGGGUGUCGCAACGCCAGAGGAUGCCCUGAUGGCCUACGAUAUUGGUUGCCAGGGUAUCGUCCUCAGUAAUCACGGUGGUCGUCAACUCGAUACUUGUCGAUCAGGCCUAGAGAAUUUACCAGAAAUCAUUGACGCUCUCAAAACUAGAGGACCUUGGCCCAACCCGAGGUUCUCUGUCUUGGUUGAUGGCGGUGUUCGUCGCGCUUCUGAUGCCCUGAAGGCGCUCGCCUUGGGUGCAUCUGCUGUCGGUAUCGGCCGAGGAUUCUUAUACGCCUUCUGUAGCUACGGGGAAGAGGGUGUCGAAAAAGCUUUCCAGAUUCUGAAGGCGAGUUCUCUGUAUACGUUAUCGUUCGCUUCACACUGA